AUGCCCUCGCCGGCAUCUGCUUUGUUACUCCUACUUCCAUCCAUCUUCGCCAUACAGGCUCUCUCUCGCUCUCUACUCUCUUCUCCACCUUUUGCAUCCGCUCUUGCUCCGAGAGCUCAUCUCAAGAUCUACACGUGUCCUUUGGGAAUGCGGUUCGUGGUUGGCGAAGAGUAUCUCUUUGAGCACGGAGGUGCACAAUUCGGAGAUGUCAUACAUCGCAUCGCGAUGAGCUCUGCGGGCAUCAGCGGAGGCGCUGGCGGUGGUGUGGGUGUGCGGGUGUUGGCGAUUCCAAGACGCCAUCGCAAGGAGAUUGUUGAGAGAGGCGAGGAAGGUGGUAGCUUGUCUGAAGGACCAGAGCAAGAAGGCAUCUAG
Psilocybe cubensis is the source of this 372-nucleotide messenger RNA. RefSeq lists its product as uncharacterized. Lineage: Eukaryota; Fungi; Basidiomycota; Agaricomycetes; Agaricales; Agrocybaceae. The transcript is spliced from 2 exons. The coding region runs from base 1 to 372 and encodes 123 amino acids. The record is from RefSeq and is a predicted model, not a curated record.